Molecule: messenger RNA, 2906 nt
Organism: Numida meleagris (helmeted guineafowl)
Lineage: Eukaryota; Metazoa; Chordata; Aves; Galliformes; Numididae
Gene: UBE2D2
Product: ubiquitin conjugating enzyme E2 D2
Exons: 6
Coding region: 1719-2075 (118 amino acids)
Biological process (GO): protein K48-linked ubiquitination; ubiquitin-dependent protein catabolic process
Cellular component (GO): nucleus
Molecular function (GO): ubiquitin conjugating enzyme activity
Source: RefSeq, a predicted model, not a curated record
UGUGUGUAUAUACACAUACACACAGAGAGAGUUGCUUCAUUCUCUGUGGCUGUAUGGUGAGGAACAACACGUGCCUGUCAGGUGAGCAGGAAGGCACUGAGCUGGCUGGCCAGCUCGGUGCUGGGCUUACUGGGACUGGAGCAGAGCUCAGGGCACUGCUGUGAGGGGUGCUGUGUUUUUGAGACCACUGCUGUCUGAAUGUUGUCACAGUACACACACUGCUGUAGGAUGAAGCAGAGUUCUAUUGCUUGGGUUGGUACUUGAUGUAUUUGAUGUUCUGGAUUUACAACAGGUGCACAGUGGGUGGUGUAAAGUGUGAUGAUGGGGAAUGAGUGCUUUAUGGAUCUCUUUGCUGGCUCAUCCUUCAGGAAGGAAGGAGGGAAUCCUCACAGGGCUAAAACUGGCUGCUCUGCGCUGACUUGCAUAGCUGACAACUGUGAAGGGCUUCCCUCUUAUGUCAUGGAGAUACUUGGAGGUGCUGUCCACCUUCAGGUGUGGCAUAGCACCUGCUCACGUGGCUGUGUGCUCAGUGCCUGUUCCAGUGCAAGUCCAUGGGGAGCUGUGAGGCCUGUGUUCAGGUCGGUGCUGUGGGGGGCUCAGCUGCCCCUGCCUCCUGGAGGCCUUCAGCUGGGCUGGGAAGCUGUGCAGGCUGUGCAGUGAAGAGCUGUGCGUGCAACAGGCCAGGGGCUGGGAGUGUUUCCUGAGUGCUGCGUUUGGUUGUUCUCACAGUAGUGCCCUGGUGCUUGUAUUUAGCUUUCUAGUCUGAGCUAGCAUGAAAACAAACCUACCAGGUUCGGAGUCAGCACGCUUCUCUUUCACAGCCCUGCAGAGCUGCUCAGUGGCUGAGCCUGGGACAACACAAACAAGUUUGAUUUUGGGAUUUUAUUCCAUUUGUGCUUGUCACUAAGUGUCUGCUUCCUGAGCAGCCUGCUCGUGUGGGUGGUGGGUAGGUGUGGGCUCUGAGCUGAAGGUUGAGGUAGUUUGGUUCUCGUCAUGCAGCCACGCACUGAAACUUGUAAGAGGAUUGCUUCAGAGUGAGGCCUGGCUGACAUAGGUACUUCAGAAACGCGAGUUUCUGUUUGUGGACUCGAGCUAGUUACUGAAGGCCUUGUGUUCUGUUGUUGAACCACCUCUAGUCUGAUGAAACAACAGGGUGAAUGAAGUUCUGCAGUAAAUACAAGUGCUGUGGUGGAGCAGCUUGGGAGCUGUUGUGGGGCAGGAAGAUGGAGGGCUGGCAGUGUGUUAUUGGCUUGGAGCUGCCCUAGCUCUGCAGCCUGGGCUAGUGUGAUGCAUGAGAAAUCUGGAGCGUAGUCAAGGCAUUAAGUUUUAUUCUCAGUGAAGGCAAAGUUAACCUGAUAGACCCUGUGACUUAGUGAGAGUUGUGUGAGUGGAGUGUCGGGAAACCCAGGAGAGGUAACUGAUGUGUGCACCAAAUACACUGCGUUGAUUUAAGGAGUGACCGUGUUCUGGGCUGUUAGUGUGGUGGUGGUACCAUUCCUGUGGUCUCACCUCACUGAUGUAUGAAGCUGAUGAGCAGUACUCCCACGAAGAACAGGAGCAAUAGCCCAAGCGCUACCAGCAGCUUUUAUAGCAAUAAUGUGAUUGGUGUUGAUUAAAUGAAACAACUGUUUCUGUUUUUUGUUUUGUUUGUCUAGGAGUUGAAUGAUCUGGCACGUGAUCCUCCAGCACAGUGUUCAGCAGGGCCUGUUGGUGAUGACAUGUUCCAUUGGCAAGCUACAAUAAUGGGACCAAAUGACAGUCCCUAUCAAGGUGGAGUAUUUUUCUUGACAAUUCACUUCCCAACAGAUUAUCCCUUCAAACCACCUAAGGUUGCAUUUACAACAAGAAUCUAUCAUCCAAAUAUUAACAGUAAUGGCAGCAUUUGUCUUGAUAUUCUACGAUCACAGUGGUCCCCAGCACUAACUAUUUCAAAAGUACUUUUGUCCAUCUGUUCUCUGUUGUGUGAUCCCAAUCCAGAUGAUCCUUUAGUGCCUGAGAUUGCACGGAUCUACAAAACAGAUAGAGAAAAGUACAACAGAAUAGCUCGGGAAUGGACUCAGAAGUAUGCGAUGUAAUUAAAGAAAUUAUUGGAUAACCUCUACAAAUAAAGAUAGGGGAACUCUGAAAGAGAAAGUCCUUUUGAUUUCCAUUUGACUGCUUUCUAUGAGCCCACGCCUCAUCUUCCCCUGUGCACAUGUUUACCUGAUACAGCAGUGCUGCGUGUUGUACAUACUUGGAACAACAAAAUAGAAAUACUGUAUUUCCCCGUACCAACAUUGACUCCUAGCAGAGAAGUGUGUGUGUGAAAAGCUGGUUCUUCAGUCAUAACUUUGUGAGCCUAAAAGCAUUCCUUGUUCGUUUAAAUUGGGUAAUAAAAUGUGAACGGGAGAGUUAGGGUGGAUUUAAUGUUUCUAGGGGCAGAGCUGUUGAUCCAUGAAGGAUUUUAAGUGGAAUCCUUUUAAACUCAUAACAGUUAUGAAAAACAAGGUGAAGAACUUGAAGCUGUUCCUGUAUUCAUUUUAUUCUGAAGGACCUACACCUUAGGUAAAUGUUCUGACCAAUGAAUUAAACUGUACCCGCAUCCUGUGUUGAAGGUCUAAGUUUAACUGGUCAACAUUUAAAUGGAUCAGAGCUAUUAGUGCAUCAAGUGAUGUUGAUUUGUUUCAACUCUCUCCCCUCCUUCAUGCUCUUUUUGGUUUGUACGUGGUUUCUCAGUUAAUACAUAGCUAAUAGCUCUUAUUUUUCUUAAGUUUUUUAACUGCUUAGGUCUUUCUGGAUGUAAGGGUAAAAAUCCAUUUGACGGAAAACUUGUGUAUAUUUAAAAACCCAACCGCUCCCCUGGAGCUUGUACGUUCAAGAAUGAUUAAUCUGUGUAAUAAACUGAUUACUACAGUCAUUACAUAUAA